AACCACGUGUUCAAGAUCCCGACGAAACAUUUGCUCCAAAUAUUAUAUUAUUUCGUUAUUUUUGAAAAAGCAAAUUCCACGAAUUAAUAGUACCCUCUUUAAUAAAGUGUUUCCGGAAAACCACGAAAUUUCGUGCCAGCGAAAAUAUCAUUCCAAAUACAUUAAAGUAAACCCCAAACUUUCAAAACUAAUUAUUCUUGUAUUUCACAGGACAUUAUCAAAUAACAAGACCGAAAAGUAUCGAUAAACAUUGAAAAUUGUAGAGAGAAUGAAUGAAGUCAUGAACUCAAAAGUUUCGAUAAUUUAUUACGUUUAAUUUGUGUUAUAAAUUCCACUUACAUGAACAAUGACAAACAUUAUUUAAUAUACUGGAAUACAACGUUUCGAUACUCAAUUACAUCAAAUUACUUUAAAAGCUUUUCUGUGAUAGCAUAGAAUUGUUAAUAUUGUGUGGCCUUCGACGGUUGAAACUCGAUAUCUUGAGGAGAAUUAAAUCAUUCGAUGAUCACUUUUAGAAACGGAGGCUUUACUGUUUAAGAUAAUAAUAAUACCUAUGUUGAUAAGAGCAUAAAUUUAUAACAAACUCAGGGCCUAGUGAUCAGUUUUGACAUUUUAUUUAAACAGGAAUCUUUGGAAAUUCAAUACAUCAAUAGCCAUUUGAAACAUUUUUUCUCGUUUUCGGACGGAUUAAGUUUUGUCUGAAAUGUUUGUCUUACGUAUUUGAAAAAUAGACCAUACAGUGUGAAAAACGAUAUAUAACUAACUUCUAUUGGUGAUUAAUCGAGUAUCUACAAUAUUGUGAGGACAAGGUGGAAUAAACGAGGAGCGGUAGAUGAAUAUUUGUUUUACUUGUUUUUCUAUGUACAUAAUAAAAGUGAACGCAACUCAAAUAAAGAAAUCUCUUGAAAAGUCACGACUCUGUGAAUUCUUUCCGAAGAUUCUGUGAACAUUAACUCCAGUAUGGAAAGUAAGCUUAGCAAGGAAGUACUCCGAGCGCAUAACGCAUCCGAGAGUGGCAGCCACGACGCCGCCAGCCGCCUAGACGUCCUCUCCCAUAAAACGCCCAUGCGUGAGCGCGCCGGAACGAUGAUGAGUGAGAGCUCCACCGGAACCGGCCACGGGAGGCUGAAAUUACAGCGUCUGAGACACAAGAUCAAGCUUUUUGGAGGCUCGUUCUCAAAGAGUGGCUCGGAAUCGCAGGUCACAAAACAUUACGAAAACACGUACCGAAUCGAGCCACGAGAGGGGAAGCAUUUCGCGACAAAGAAAGCAGAGGAUAUUAUUCACACUGUUUUAGAGAGUUAUUUAAAAGGAAAGAGUUAUGAUUCAAAGAAGUGCGCCAUAUUGUCGAAAAGCUUAGCUGAGCUCAUAAAGGAACGCAUAAAGGCGUCAGGAUGCGAACGCUACAAGAUCAUAUCCCACGUGAUGAUACUGGAGAAUGGAGGACAGAGCAUGCGUCACGUCAGUCGAUGCUUGUGGAACAAAGACACAGACAAUUACGCCACGGCGACGUUUGAGACGCAGGAUUUUAUAGCCGUUGGAUCUGUGUUUGCCUCAUACUAUGACUAGUGUCUUGUGCCAAGAUACUCGAGAUAACUAACACGUUUUCCAACAUCGGGACCCCAGGGCCUUCGUACGAAGUUGUGAAGGGGCAGUCUCUUAGCCAGUCUUCUCUCUUAAUGUUAAAAUGGUCGAUAUAGUAGUAUCAUGUUACUAAACCCGUUAACCGUUUUCGGAUGGAUUUAAUUUAGUGUCUAUAAUUAUUGUUUCAUGGCUGUGUACAAAAUAAAACGAAGUUAGAAUUUCUAAGUAAAAUAAUAACCUUUAACAUUAUUACAAAGAUUGUGUGUCUCUUGUAUUGUGGAACCUUAUUUAAGACACUGGGAGUAAAGUAUUGUAUUGUUAUGAAAGUGCUUUUAAUAUAUUAUAAUAAAAUUCUUAAAUCACUGAG
Molecule: messenger RNA, 1951 nt
Organism: Mya arenaria
Lineage: Eukaryota; Metazoa; Mollusca; Bivalvia; Myida; Myidae
Product: dynein light chain Tctex-type protein 2B-like
Exons: 1
Coding region: 961-1569 (202 amino acids)
Biological process (GO): microtubule-based movement
Cellular component (GO): cytoplasmic dynein complex; cytoplasm
Molecular function (GO): dynein intermediate chain binding
Source: RefSeq, a predicted model, not a curated record